Paraglomus occultum is the source of this 470-nucleotide messenger RNA. The record is from the annotation of a GenBank genome assembly. NCBI's taxonomy places the organism in Eukaryota, Fungi, Glomeromycota, Glomeromycetes, Paraglomerales, Paraglomeraceae.
AUGGCGCAAAAAGAUCCUCGCGGCGUAGCUCAAGACGAACAUCAAAGCUUCAUUGAGUGGUGUAUACGCACCGCUGUAUUUGUGGUGUUCUAUGCUGGCCAGUCAGUAAUGAUAAAUCUAUCCCAAUUCCUUGGUCUCUUGCUGUAUCCCUUCUCUAAGGCUCUUUAUCAUGAUUACAUUCAACAAACACAAAAAUGCUUUGGGGUACUUCUUGUUGCUAUUACACAAUUUUUUGCGCCAAGCGUGUUUGUUGUUACAACAGAUGAAUCCGCAAAAGACGUCGUUAAGAAAGAUUGGAAAAAUAAUGGACAGUUGUUCUUAGACAUGCCCGAAAGAAUUAUUUUGAUUGCGAAUCAUCAGAUUUACGCAGACUGGAUAUACAUCUGGUGUUUCGCAUACUUCGCAAAUGCGCAUGAUGCUAUCAAAAUUAUUCUAAAGCAAUCACUGAAAUGGUUGCCAAUAUUCGGAUG